Molecule: messenger RNA, 1293 nt
Organism: Caenorhabditis briggsae
Lineage: Eukaryota; Metazoa; Nematoda; Chromadorea; Rhabditida; Rhabditidae
Exons: 7
Coding region: 1-1293 (430 amino acids)
Source: RefSeq, a predicted model, not a curated record
AUGGACCAGGACGACGACGCCAUCUGUUUGUCAGAUGACGAUGGUGAUGAGUGUAUAGUGAUAGAGGAAUCGACGGUGAUGAAGAAGGAAGAUGAGAAAAUAUGCACUUCCAGCUACUCACUGAUGGAAUCAAUCAAUAAUCGACCGCGAAGUCAACCGAUUCGCUCGAAAACUUGGCUGGACGAUGAAAUGAGCGAAUUGGAUAGAUUGAUUCAAAGAAAGAAUACGUUCUCGACCGCUGGUGAUAAUUUUGGAGAAAUCGAUUUUGGCGAUUUUCGAGCGACGUCGUCGUCAGCGGCGACGUCUUCUGAAUUCGCCGCCACGUCAUCAUCGAAUUCGAUUAGACCAGAGAAACGGAAAUUGGCAGAGGAUGAGAAGGAGACGCAGAAGGAACUCAAAGAGAGUGCGAAACGCAUGAGAGACGCAGAGAAGGAGCGGAAAACGGCUGAAAAAGAUCACAGAAAAGGAGAAAUUCAGAAGAAAAAGGAGGAAAAGGAGAGAGAAAAAGAGCAACGAAGAAUCGAACGAGAAAUUUCGGCGGCGCUGAACUCAAAGUGUGAGCAAUACACGUAUUGCCACGUUGGCAAGACGCUGAAACUGGUCUACGCGGAUCGAAAAAUCGCCGAUCAGCUGAAAAUCGAUACGGAUUUGGGGACGAGAAUCGAAUGGCGACGAAAAUGUGUCGAAUUGAAAGAGGACGAGGAUGGGAAGAAUGAGAGAUUUGAGUAUAUGCAACGCGCCGGAUUUCAAAACGGACGAUGCACGAUGCUCAUCGUCUCAUUCGGAAAAUUGGAAUUUCAAAAAAAGCGAAUUCACCGAAUUUCGUUGGAGAUCUACGCGGCGCAUCGAGCGCAAUUCGUUCAAAUCGACUCGAUUCCCGAGUUGGCACUAUUUUCAGCACAAUAUUUGAGAAGUUUAGCGAGAAGAGAGAAGAAGAGGAUGGAGCAGAAGACGGAGGAUUCUGGAGCGUCUGGAGGCUCUGGAGCACAUAAAUUACAAUAUUUGGGAGAGAAGGGUAUCGUAAUGGGGUCUCGCCGCGAAAUCGUGUCGGACUGGUGGUCGAAAAUGCUCUCAACAAUUGAUCGUCUAUCGGAUUCGCAACGGCGAGCAAUUAUCGAUUUGAUUCCGGAUCCGAUUGAGGGAAUUGAUAAAUACUCUAAAAUGGACUAUUCGGAAGCGAUUCAAGAGAUUGGAGACGUCGUGGCGGAGAAUGGCCGCCGGGUUGGACCGAUUAUGGCUCAUCGAAUACUCACUAUGCUAACUGAUGAAACUGGAAAUUCCAUUGUUGAAUGA